AUGGAUAAAACUUGGGUCCAUCUUAACAGAGCUACAAAGGAAUAUGAGAAUGGAGCUAGGGAGUUUGUGAAGAAUGCAAUAAUUAAUGCUGGUUUUCCGAAAAAGAUUCUUUGUCCUUGCAACAAAUGCCAGAAUUUAAGACAUCAACUUUCAAAUGAAGUUGUUGAACACUUGACUAAUGUUGAUGAUUUAGAUUAUGAUAAUAGCGAUGAAGAUUUUAAUAGGCUAUUGUUGGAUGCAGAAUCACCAUUGUAUGAAGGUUGCUUAAAGUACACUAAACUUUCAUCUAUUGUUGGCCUAUAUAAUCUGAAAAUAAAGCAUGGAUUCUCAGAUGUUGGUUUCACUGAGAUGUUGGAGAUGAUCAAAGCUAUGUUGCCAGAAGAUAAUCUACUUCUAACAUCUAUGUAUGCAGUUAACAAGUUUCUGAAGAAGUUUAAUCUUAACUAUAAGCAUGUCCAUGCUUGUGUAAAUGAUUGUUGUUUGUUUACAAAAGAAAAUAUUGAUGCCCAAGAAUGUCCCAAGUGUAAUUCUUCAAGAUGGAAACAAAAUGUGCACACAAAUGAGAUUUUACUAGGCCAACCUACAAAGUUGUUGAGAUAUUUUCCCAUUACACCAAGGCUUCAAAGGAUGUUUAGAUCCAAGGAGACAGCUACAAGUCUAAAGUGGCAUUUUACUAAUAAAAGCACAGAUGGGAAGAUGCGCCACCCAGUAGAUUCAGAGGCUUGGGAUGCAAUUAAUGAGAGAUGGCCAGAUUUUUCACUUGAACCUAACAACCUUCGAUUAGGACUUGCUGCUGAUGGCAUUAACCCUUAUAAAACACCUGGAAAUGAUAUAGAUGUUUAUUUGGAGCCUUUAAUAGAUGAAUUACUUGAAUUAUGGAACGGCGUUUAUGCGUAUGAUGCUUCUACGAAGAAAUUUUUCAAUUUAAGGGCAAUGUUGCUAUGGACCAUAAAUGAUUUUCCUGCUUAUGGAAACUUGGCUGGAUGUGUGACUAAAGGAAAAUAUGGUUGUCCUAUUUGUGGAGAGUAUACAGAUGCUAUUUGGUUGAAGCAUAGUAAGAAGAUGUCUUAUUGCAAUCAUACUAGAUUUCUACCAAAACAACAUCGUUAUCGAAGAAAGAAGUAUACAUCCAAGUUAAGUAAAAAAGCUUCAGAAUGUCCAACUAUAUUGAUUGGUAUUGAAGUGGUCGAGCAAGUGAAUAAAUUGACUAAUAGUUUGGGAAAGGGUAGAAAGAGGGGUCAUGAUGAGGGAGAAAAAAUGUGGAAGAAAAAGUCUAUUUUCUUUAGUUUACCCUAUUGGGAGAUUUUGCUUGUUCGUCAUAACUUGGAUGUCAUGCAUGUUGAGAAAAAUGUUUGUGAAAGCAUACUCAAUACAUUGUUGAAUUGCAAAGGGAAGUCAAAAGAUCACUAUGAAUCGAGAUUAGAUUUGGAAAAGAUGGGUAUCAUGACAAAUCUCCAUCCUUACGAAGAAAAUGGCAUCAUUCGUCUUCCUGCCGCAGCCUACACAUUAUCAAAAGUUGAUAAGAAGUUAUUUUGUAAGAGGUUAUUUGACUUGAAAUUGCCUUAUGGUUAUAGUUCUAACAUUAGCAAUUGUGUAGAUGUGGAGAAACAAAAGCUGACGGGUCUUAAAUCUCAUGAUUAUCAUGUGAUUAUGCAACAAUUAUUAGUUGUUGCUAUUAAGGGUUUAAUGGAAGAAGGUUGUAGAGUGACAAUUCUUCGACUUUCUAAGUUUUUUUAUGGAUUGUGUCAGCGUGUGGUUGACAAGGAGGAGAUUAUAAAGUUGGAAUUUGAAGCUGUUGAAAUUCUUUGCAAACUAGAAGAUUAUUUUCCACCUUCUUUCUUUGAUUUAAUGAUUCAUUUAGUUGUCCAUUUACCACGAGAAGUUAGGCUAUGUGGUCCUGUGCAAUUUCGAUGGAUGUACCAUUUUGAAAGGUACAUGAAACAUAAUGAUGAAUUGAUUUCUUCUGGUGAUGUUCAAGAUGAUGAAAUCAUAGAAAAACGUCCAUUAUCAGCUGGAAAAUCUUUUGAGCUUGACCAAGUGGAUGCAACAAUAGCACACCGUUAUGUGUUAUUCAACUCAUGUAUUGUCGCACCAUUUGUCAAUAUGCAUAUCAAUGAGUUGAAAGAGAAGCACCCAAACUUGAAGGAUAAUCAAACAUUGUUGUGGAAUCGACAUUCAAAAGAAUUUUCUUUGUGGUUUUAUGAGAAGCUAUCUAAAUAUGAGAAGGUAGAUAACAUGUUAGCUCAAUUGGCUGAAGGCCCAAGCCGCAUUGUAAUUUCUUAUAAAGGUUAUAUGAUCAAUGGGAUGCGGUUUCACAAAAAAGGAGCUGAGAAAAGUACUCAAGACAGCGGUGUGUACUUAGAGGCUCAUGACAGUGGGAAAUUUGAUGAUAAAGAAGAGUAUUUCGGAGUUAUCAAGGAUAUAAUUUUACUUGAUUAUCGCACCUUUAAGGUGCCACUAUUUUUGUGUGAUUGGGCAAAUAUUCAAAGUGGUGUUAAGAAGCUUGAGUACUAUACACUUGUGAACUUUAGUGUAGGGCAAGCUCAAUCCAUUAGGGAUCCAUAUAUAUUAGCAUCGCAAGCUAAGAAGGCAUUUUAUGCAAGAGAAAAUGAGUCGUCUAAUUGCCCAAUUCGUAAAAGAAAGACUUCUCUACGUAAAUUGCCUGCACCAGCUACUAGGGUUGUCAUUGACUCACCACCAGCUCUUAGUACAAGGGCAACAACUCGUCACAUGAUUCUAAUUGACUCACCUGAAGUGAUAGAGACAGCUCUUGACCAAAGUAUAACUAACUCUCCUAUUUCAAGUCAACAUAAGGUAGACACUUGUAGAAAAUCAACUCGAUUACAAAAUACAAGUACUACAUUUCAAGUUGAAUUUGAAGCAACACCUCAAGAUCAUAAUGCAAAUGAAUAA
Messenger RNA from Humulus lupulus (European hop), 2913 nucleotides. RefSeq lists its product as uncharacterized. Bases 1 to 2913 code for a protein of 970 amino acids. The record is from RefSeq and is a predicted model, not a curated record. Lineage: Eukaryota; Viridiplantae; Streptophyta; Magnoliopsida; Rosales; Cannabaceae. The transcript is spliced from 7 exons.